CUUGGAUCAUCCAUGGCUGCCCAUUUCUCUUUCUCUUUCCCAUCACACAUAGCUUGCCACUUAUAAUCCCUCUACAUCCGCCCUCAGCCACACCCAGCCUCAAGAAACCUCCUCUUCACUGGUAUAGGCAACACAGGAAACACACUCCGCCAUGUCUGCCACAGGCGAGGACACUUCCACCGCCUCCACCUCUUCCUUCGUCACAGCCCUUGUUGCGGCUUGUAUCACCGUCGGAGCCUUCUCAUUGGUAUGGCUUGUGCUUCACGGUCGCAAGAACCUGAGGGGUGUUUUCUCUCCUCGAACAUACCUCGCGCCUGAGGGUAAGAGGCCCGAGCCCUUACCGGCAGGGAUAAUCGCGUUCUGGAAAGCGCUGUUUUCAACACCAGACAAGGAGCUCAUCGUCUCCAACGGUCCCGAUGCCUACUUCUACAUCCGAUACCUCAAGGUCUUUGGUCUCCAGAUGCUGCUCCCCUACGUCGUUCUUACAUGCGCCGUCUGUAUCCCGGUCUCUGUCAUCACCCCCAACUCUGGCAAGGAUGGUCUCAAUAUGUUGACUUUCGGUAACGUCGCCGACACCAAGCAGAUUCGCCAUGUAGCCCACUUUCUUGUCGCCAUUAUCCUGAUCGUCUGGACAAUCUUCCUAAUCUUUAGGGAGUACAACCACCUGGUCCAGGUCCGACAAGCUUGGAUGACCUCUCCCCAGCACUUGACUCUUGCUCGUGCCCGAACUGUCGCCAUUACCAACGUCCCUGACGCCAUCAACAAUGUUGCUGGCAUCAAGGAGCUUGCUGGUACUGUUGCCCACAUUGACAGCACUGGCGGCUCUGGCACCAACCUUUUGGCCAAUGUCAACCCCUUUGGCCGUCAGUCUACUGCUACCGAGGGCACCGCUGUCAACGAGACCGAUGGUGUCAGGCAGGUUUGGCUUGUCCGCAAGUGCAAGGACGCUGAGAAGAUCUGGAGCGAGCGUGACGCCGAGUGUGCUAGACUCGAAGGUGGUGUUUCCAAGCUUCAGAAGCUUGCUGCCAAGAACGUUCGAAAGCACAAGACUCCCGAAGAGACUGGCAAGCUUGACACUGAAAACUCUGCUGGCGACCUCAUCGACAAGUAUAUCCUCCCCAAGAAGCGUCCAUCCUGGAAGCAGGGUCUCCUCGGCCUCAUCGGCAAAAAGCAGACUCUUGAAACCUCUCCCGAAUACAUCAACGAGCACAACAUCAAGCUUGACGAGCUUCGAAGCGACAUUGCCUCUCUUCCCCAGGGUAACACCGUCUUUGUUCGAUUCGCUUCUCAACACGAGGCCCACACCUUUGCCAGGCUCGCUGGCAAGACUGGCAAGAGCAACCAGCACAUCCGUGGUGGUGUCGAGGUUGUUCCCGAGGACAUUGAAUGGGGCAACACUUCCAUGAGCCCUUGGCAGCGAUACGGUCGAAGCGUCGUCUCUUGGGCCCUCACCAUUGGGUUGAUCAUUGUCUGGGCUAUCCCUGUUGCUUUCGUUGGUAUGGUUUCAAAUGUCGACGCUCUUUGUCAGACAGCUUCCUGGCUGGCUUGGAUCUGUGAUCUUCCCGACCCCGCUCUCGGUAUCAUCAAGGGUGUCCUCCCCCCUGCUUUGCUUGCUGUGCUCUUUAUGCUCUUGCCCAUUGUCCUCCGAUUAAUGGUCAAGAUGCAGGGUGAAGUCCGAAAGACCGACAUCGAACUGAAGCUUUUCACUCGAUUCUGGCUUUUCCAGGUCAUCCACGGUUUCCUCAUCGUCACUCUUGCCUCCGGUCUCAUCACCGCCCUCAGUACAAUCAAUGGCGACACCGUCAAGGAACUUCCUACCCUGCUUUCCACCAAGCUUCCCGACGCUUCCAUCUUCUUCCUCACCUACAUUCUUACCGCAACCUUCACUGGUGCUGCCAAGACCUACGCUCGAGUCGUGCCCGUCAUCAUGUACGCUCUUCGAGGUAUCUUGGCUGGUAACACCCCCCGAAAGGUUUACGCCAAGAAGUUCAAGAUGGACAGCUUGGCUUGGGCUACCGCUUUCCCUCCCACCUGUCUCCUUAUCUGUAUCACAAUUGUCUACUCUGUGAUCCAGCCCAUCAUCACUGUCCUUGCUUUCUUCGCCAUGAUCCUCCUUUACCUCGCCAACAAGUUUAUUCUUCAUUGGUGUGCCGACCAGGCCGACGCCUCUGAGACUGGUGGUUUGUUCUACGUCAGGGCUCUCAGGACUGUCUUUGUGUCUCUCUACAUUGAGGAGAUCUGCUUGAUGGGUCUCUUCUUCUUGUCUAGCGAUGAGAACGGUGACCGAUCGACUACUGGUUUGGUUUGCGGUGCCAUCAUGGUGAGUAUAGUGACUGCAUUCAACAAACUCUGCUGACAUUACACUCCAGGCUGCUACCCUUGCCCUCACCGCCAUCUUCCAGGCCUACAUUGACCACUUCCGAUUCAAGAAGGACUUUGUCUACUACGUCCACUCCACCGAGACCUCCUCCAAGUCCGAGUUCAUCGAGCCCAAGGUCGGCGCUGUCAAGGCUUCUCCUUCCGAGGAGUACGCCAACGCCGGCCCCGAGUUUGGCAACACCUCUGGCUUCCACGCCAACGCCUUUGACAACCCCGCUCUUUGGAAGAAGCAGCCCACUAUCUGGGUUGCCGAGGACCCUCUUGGUCUGGGUGCGCAACAGGUGCAGCAGAUCCAGUCCAAGGGUGUGGACGCCAGUCUGGACUUUGCUGUCAUGAAUGAGAAGGGUGUUAUCGAGGUCGACAGGAGUGCUCCUGAUGAGGCUUGGUACGGUGGCCACAGCAACUAAGGGUUUAGUUGAUGUGCUCUUAAUCAUAUAAUACACGGUAGAUACCCUAAACGGAGAUAUACCCAGUAGAGUCAGAUGGAUCGAGAGAGAAGAAGUUCACAUUUCAUACACGGUAUCUAAUAGGACUUAUGAGUCCUAUGUUUUAUAUUACAUCUUUAUAGCUUGCUUCGGUAUGAAUAUCA
This is a messenger RNA of Cryptococcus amylolentus CBS 6039, 2968 nucleotides long. RefSeq lists its product as hypothetical. The record is from RefSeq and is a predicted model, not a curated record. Gene Ontology annotation, molecular function: calcium-activated cation channel activity. The transcript has 5 exons. NCBI's taxonomy places the organism in Eukaryota, Fungi, Basidiomycota, Tremellomycetes, Tremellales, Cryptococcaceae. Gene Ontology annotation, cellular component: plasma membrane. Bases 152 to 2356 code for a protein of 734 amino acids.